AUGUAGAAGUCACGUGACUGCUAACAAAAUGGCGAAUAAAGAAAUUUUCUGUCAACAAUUGACACAUUUUGAUAAAUUUCGUCAUAAUUGUGUUUUCUCAGGAACACUAGCAUGCCCGAUUGUCAUCAAAUUUUGUGAUGCCUCAGCAAAAGGAAAAAGCUUUUCUGAAGCCACCGUGGACAUUUCAGCCAACGAAGGUUUUCCAUUAUUUUGCUGUCAGCUUGCUGGUAUAGGAAAAUUGCUUUCUUACCUUGAAGGAAAUCUCGAAAAAAGUGCCGAAAUUAAAAGAUUAGAGAAAUUCUUCGCAGACAAACAACACACAGAGUGUCUUCUUUCAUUGGAUAAAAGCAAUGAAUAUAAUGAAUAUAAUAUUCAAGUCAUUCUUGCUGCUCAUCUGUUUGGACCGUUGGCUGGUAGUUUUGAGAUUGGAAGCAAAGGCUUCUCAAAAGAUGCAAAAAAAUGCCCUAAGUGUGGAAUUGAUAUUAGUGAAAAUCUAAAGAAUACAUCACUUGGUAAUGGAAAUGUGUGGCACGGGUAUGCUGACAUCCUUGUUAAAAGAUGUGUAGUCAAGAUAGGAACAGAAGACAAUAAUGAGGAUGGAAGUGGUGAACCACCAAAAAAGAAAAUGAAAACUGAAGGCAAUGAAGAUGAUGACAGUUCAAGUUCAGAUGAAGAUGAAGGAAAAAAGGAUGCAUUUACUUGUAAUGCCAUGUCACAGAUAUUGUCACAAACAAUUGUUAAUGCAUUUGCAGAAGUGAACAAGAAUUCAGAUUUAUCCAGUUCCUUUUUACCAUCUUUUAUUGCGUUAUCUAGAGCUAUUAAAAUAAUUAUGUAUAACUGUGGAUUAGAUAGUAAUGGAAAUGUGUGGCACGGGUAUGCUGACAUCCUUGUUAAAAGAUGUGUAGUCAAGAUAGGAACAGAAGACAAUAAUGAGGAUGGAAGUGGUGAACCACCAACAAAGAAAAUGAAAACUGAAGGCAAUGAAGAUGAUGACAGUUCAAGUUCAGAUAAAGAUGAAGGAAAAAAGGAUGCAUUUACUUGUAAUGCCAUGUCACAGAUAUUGUCACAAACAAUUGUUAAUGUAUUUGCAGAAGUGAACAAGAAUUCAGAUUUAUCCAGUUCCUUUUUACCAUCUUUUAUUGCGUCAUCUAGAGCUAUUAAAAUAAUUAUGUAUAACUGUGGAUUAGAUAGUCUGAUAAUGUCAGAUAAUUUAGGUAUCUUCAUACAUGAUGAAGAAGUCAACACCAUCUUAAAUGUUACAACUAUUUUGAGUGUAUGGUAUGCCUUGAAUUUUGAAAGUGAUAUUGAUAAAAACAACAAACUCUUGCUUUACGAGUCAAAUUUCAAGGAACAGGCAGGGAAUAAGCUUGAUAUAUAUAACAAAGAGUGCACCAAACCUAUGACAGAAGCAGCAAAAGAUAAUGAUGUUGAAUUUGUUAUAUCAGUGGAAUAUACUUCAGAUUCUGUACUUCCUGUAAUUGAAAGAUAUCGUUCAUUAUUAAAUCAUGACUCAUAAAGCAAGUUUAGGGGACAGUUGGCAACACUAGAAUUGUUGUCAAAAUGUUUUUUUUACAGGUAAAGUUCUAAUGUAGGUUAUCCUGGAUUAAAAACUAGGUCAGUAGAUCAAAUGAUGGAAAACCUUG
Messenger RNA from Ruditapes philippinarum (Manila clam), 1643 nucleotides. RefSeq lists its product as uncharacterized. The record is from RefSeq and is a predicted model, not a curated record. NCBI's taxonomy places the organism in Eukaryota, Metazoa, Mollusca, Bivalvia, Venerida, Veneridae. Bases 29 to 1516 code for a protein of 495 amino acids. The transcript has 4 exons.